Clonostachys solani is the source of this 408-nucleotide messenger RNA. NCBI's taxonomy places the organism in Eukaryota, Fungi, Ascomycota, Sordariomycetes, Hypocreales, Bionectriaceae. The record is from the annotation of a GenBank genome assembly.
AUGCAUUCUUCCAUCAAACCCUCCUCUAAAAACCUUUUAGGUUUCUUUACUUUCUUGUCUCUUCAAUUUCAUGUCCACUGCUCACUCUCAAUACAGACAAUGGCCCCGCGGCUGUUUGUACCAGCUGAGGACAGUAACCCCCAGACCAUAACGGCUGUCCCAUCGUUUGCUCCCACACUGGAUGAGAGAGACGACGACGACUUCAACGACGAACAAAUUGGAGCAAGCUUCAUUCGCGACACCUACGUCAAAGCGAACUUCCACAACAUCGUCAACCUCGACAAGUGUUCCAGGAAGCCAAGCAGCUAUUACACCAAUCUCAAUAGACAGCCGGACUGUGACCUCAAGAACAACAGUCGGAUUUGGGCUUGGGUCAACGGCAGCCACGGCAUCAACAACGGCAUCUGA